Molecule: messenger RNA, 2815 nt
Organism: Tetranychus urticae (two-spotted spider mite)
Lineage: Eukaryota; Metazoa; Arthropoda; Arachnida; Trombidiformes; Tetranychidae
Source: RefSeq, a predicted model, not a curated record
AAUGUUCAAAUGGGAGACUGAAUUAUUAUUUAUGUACAAUGAAAGAGGUAAAGACUGGAACGCAUUGUAUACAUGAAAGGAAAGAGGAAAAAAAAUGAAAUGAAAAAGUCGCCAAUCGUCUCUUCUCUCUUUUUUACUGUAUAUGCUCAAUGGAAUUUUCAAAUUGGACUGAAUUACUAUUAUCAAGGUCUUGGUCAACAGUAAAUUAUUAUCAUUAUCAUAAUAAUUUUCACGGUUUCUAUUGUUGUUGUUAUUGUCGUUUCACCUUUCAUGCUUGCCAAUGUGUACCAACAUCAUAACUGAACACAUGAAAUUCAAACAUUUUUCAAAACUAUUUUCAGUCCAAUAAUUUAAAUUACAAUCUUGAUUCAGCUUUAUUUUAGUUAAUCUUUUCAAUUAUACUUUUCUACUUUUUACAAAAUUGUUUGCUGUUCAUCAUCACAUUCAAUGGUCUUUCAAAUGGUCAACUUGAAAAAACUUUUUACAUUCAUGAUCAUAUUUUGUCCCAUUUGUCUGACGCUCAUUUGGUCAACGAUUUAGAUUCACUUUAUAAUGUGACUUCAUCUUUGCAACGGAUCAGAUUACUCGUCAUUUUUGAUUCUUUUCCUUGUCACUGUUUUUCAACAUUUGCCAUGAAUUUGAUUAGCCAUUUGUGUUUCAUGGUUAAACUUUCAUUGGGUUUGAUUUACUUCACUCCGAGCCAAAUUCACUCCUUGGUUUGUAUUCUCAAUGAAAAUGAAUCGACUUCACCUCAAGUGCUCAAUAUUUUUGAUAUUGAAAGUCAAAGUAAUUCUACUUGUUGUCGAAUCAAAUUAACUGAUAUUUCAUCUGAAUCCAGUGAGGAAAAAAAUAAAUUGUGUUUUACUGAAUCAGCCAACGGUGAUAACAUUAACUUUGAUUCAAUUGAAGAGAGGAGCAAAUCGAGGACUUUGAUUAAAGUUUCAGGUAAAUUUUAUCCCUCUUCAAAGGAAUCUGAUUCUUCUCCUGUGAAUGCUAUUUGCAUGAAAGGCGAAAUUGUUUUUUGUACUCAACUCUCCAAAAAAGACACUUUUCCAGAUGAUCUAUCAUUAUCAAAAGCUAAUAAACACCGAAGGAAAACAUUAUUCGAUGAGAAUAAUAGUGAUGACAAUAGUGGUGAUAAUGAUGUGAAUAAUGAAAAGAGCAAUGACGUUAAUCCUCAAAAUCAUCAAGAAAUAAUUAUAGUUGCUCCAAAUGAACCCGAUUCAUCUUCGAAUCAAGAUAUCAAAGUUGAAUAUGUCAUUGGAGAAGAAGUGAAACUUGCCUGUUUACUGGAAUCCAGAGACUCGAAUGAAGUUAUCUGGAUGAAGGACAAUCUUACAAUAUCAUCACAACCAUCAGCUGAAUUAGUCAGUGAUACUGAAUAUCAAAUUUUUCACAACUCAAUAAAUUCAUUUAUAAUCUUAAAUGUACUCAAAAUAACGAUCAACAGCGCCAAUGCAAGUGGCCUUUACACUUGUGCUAUUAAAAGCAACUCAUCAACCGAACAAGGCGAAUCCAUGUCUUUUCAAGUUAUCGCAACUUCAUCUCGAGAAUACGCUGAAUACAAAUUCAAACGACCCAAUAUAACUGGCUUCAUUGUUGGAAUGAUUCCAUCGAUAAUGCUCUUCUUCUACAUCAUCAUGAGUCUUGGAUACCGAUCAAGAUAUGCAAUGGAACAGGAAGAGGAAGAAGAAGGACUCGGAAUAUGAAAAGAAACAAAAAAAGAUAUUGAAGUACAUUUUCAUCGUAACUGAUUGAAAGUCAAUCCGAGAUGAACAGAAAACUCAACAACGAUUCUUAUGUUUCCCUCCAAACGGAACCUGUGACUUAAUCAACUCAAUUUGUAAAUUUGAAUGGACGCCAAACACGAUCAAAUAUUUUUGUUCAAUAGCAUUCGAUUGAGGAAAAGUGAUCUUAAUCAAAUAAUUUAUUGUUUUUAACUAAACUUUUUCAAUGAAUACCGAUAAAUCGAAAAGCGACUCAGUGAAAGAUAAUUUGUAGCUCGAAGCAAGUGCUUUAACCGAAAAUCGAUGUAACCUAGUGUACAGCCACAGAAAAUUUUAUUUCAAAGUUAGUUUAUUUUCUGUUAGAUUAUAAAAGUCAAAUCAGACAAUGGAUUUGAUAAAAAUCUGGUUCCAUAACUGUACAGAAAGCACUAAAGAUUGAACUGUGAUCUGAUUUUAUAACGUAUUGUGUAACAGAGAAAUGAACGUACAAAUGAACUUAUAUUUUCAUGGCCAUAAUAAGAUCACCAAGUCACAACUCGUACAGCUGUAACUCGAAUCUUUUUGCAUUUGCUCAUUCAGGGAACUUGAAAAGGUGGGAUCAGCCAUCAAUAGAUGGAGUCAACACUGUGAUUGUCAUUUUUGAUGCUGGUUGAUUAGAAGGGUUUUUGUAGGUUCAACUACAUGCAUCUGUAUUUCACUCCCACCAGAUUUUGGAUUUAACCCGAUAUAGUUGGAUUUGAGCACUAGCAAUUCGUGCUCGUUUAACAGUUUAUUUUCAUGACUAUCAUUCAAAUAAUCAGAUCGCAGUAGACGUUAUAGCAUGUUUUUGUUUUAUCAUAUGUGUUAAGCUUUUCCUUCGUUAAUUUUUUAUCUCAUUUCAAGCAAUUAAACAGUGUAUAUGAUAGAUGAUUCAUUAUUCUUUAUAAGUUGAGUAAACUCGGUUAUCACAUAUCAUGCCUGGGAGGGUUGCGGAGGACAAAACUAAAUGAUGUGCAAUUUCAUUCUGGAUAGUUUUGUAGGAACUCAAUCUAAUCGAAUCUUGUAAUAAAAAAUCUCAUUUAAAUAAAUGGUCACUUUUUCUGAUUUGA